AGAGCAUUUGUCAUAUAAAUAGCAAAGAAGCUCACUCCAGUUACCAAUUCCAAUCCGUUUGAUUUCAGUGGUGGUGGAAGCUACUAGAAUGAGGAAGUGGACGCUCCCUUCCGCGCUUCUUCUCCUCUCUCUCCUCUUCCUCCUCUGUGCAGAUCAAGGUCGCAAGUUUCAGGCGAAUGCAGAAGGCGAUUCCGACGAGCUCGUAGAUCCACCUAAGGUGGAGGACAAGAUCGGUGCUGUUCCUCAUGGACUCUCAACCGAUUCAGAUGUGGCCAAGAGGGAGGCGGAGUCGAUCUCGAAGAGAUCGCUACGGAGCAACGCGGAGAAGUUUGAGUUCCAAGCGGAAGUGUCACGGCUGAUGGAUAUUAUCAUCAACUCACUCUACAGUAACAAAGAUAUUUUCCUCAGGGAGUUGAUCUCCAAUGCUUCUGACGCAUUGGACAAGAUUAGGUUCCUCUCCCUCACGGAUAAGGAGGUUUUGGGUGAAGGUGACAACACCAAGCUUGAUAUCCAGAUUAAGUUAGACAAGGAAAAGAAAAUUCUCUCAAUUCGAGACAGAGGUAUUGGUAUGACAAAGGAGGAUUUGAUAAAGAAUUUGGGAACCAUUGCAAAAUCCGGAACUUCAGCAUUCGUUGAGAAAAUGCAGACUAGUGGAGAUCUCAAUCUCAUCGGGCAGUUUGGAGUGGGUUUCUACUCUGUUUAUCUUGUUGCGGACUACGUUGAAGUCAUUAGCAAGCAUAAUGAUGAUAAUCAGUAUGUAUGGGAGUCAAAAGCUGAUGGAGCAUUUGCAAUUUCAGAAGAUACAUGGAAUGAACCCCUAGGACGUGGAACUGAGAUUAGAUUACACCUCAAAGAAGAGGCUGGGGAGUACUUAGAAGAGUUUAAGCUGAAAGAGUUGGUGAAACGAUACUCUGAAUUCAUUAACUUCCCUAUUUAUAUUUGGGCAAGCAAAGAGGUUGAUGUGGAGGUUCCUGCUGAUGAAGAUGAGUCCAGUGAUGAUGACGAAUCAGCUGAACCCAAGGAAGAAAGUGAAGAAGAUGAAGAUGCUGAUAAAAGUGAAGAUGAAGAAAAGAAGCCUAAGACAAAGACGGUGAAGGAAACAACUUAUGAGUGGGAACUUCUAAAUGAUGUAAAAGCUAUAUGGCUGAGGAAUCCAAAGGAGGUUACAGAGGAAGAGUAUACCAAAUUCUACAAGUCUCUGGCGAAGGACUUUAGCGAUGAGAAACCUUUAUCAUGGAGUCACUUUACUGCUGAAGGAGAUGUAGAGUUCAAGGCAGUUCUGUUUGUGCCACCAAAGGCACCUCAGGAUUUAUAUGAGAGUUAUUAUAACUCUAACAAAUCCAACCUGAAGUUGUUUGUUAGAAGAGUGUUCAUUUCAGACGAAUUUGAUGAAUUGUUGCCUAAGUAUCUAAGCUUUUUGAAGGGCCUUGUUGAUUCUGAUACACUGCCACUUAAUGUAUCACGAGAAAUGCUUCAAGCACACAGUAGUCUAAAGACGAUCAAGAAGAAACUUAUUAGGAAAGCCCUUGAUAUGAUCCGUCGGAUUGCUGAUGAGGACCCUGAUGAGUCCACUGACAAAGAAAAGAAAGAAGAGACAUCCUCUGACAUUGAUGAGAAGAGAGGUCAAUAUGCUAAGUUCUGGAAUGAGUUUGGGAAGUCCAUUAAACUUGGUAUCAUUGAGGAUGCCACCAACAGAAACCGUUUGGCAAAACUGCUGAGAGUUGAGACAUCUAAAUCUGAGGGCAAAUUGACUUCUCUUGAUCAGUACAUAUCUAGAAUGAAAGCUGGUCAGAAGGAUAUCUUUUACAUAACUGGAUCCAGCAAAGAACAACUGGAAAAUUCUCCAUUCCUUGAGCGGCUUAAGAAGAAAAAUUUCGAGGUUAUUUACUUCAUGGAUCCAGUUGAUGAGUACUUGAUGCAAUACCUGAUGGAUUAUGAAGAUAAGAAGUUCCAAAAUGUGUCCAAGGAAGGUCUGAAACUUGGGAAGGAUACAAAAGACAAAGAACUGAAGGAAUCCUUCAAGGAUCUUACUAAGUGGUGGAAAAAUUCCCUUGCCAGUGAGAAUGUUGAUGAUGUGAAGAUAUCCAACAGAUUGGAUAACACUCCUUGUGUAGUGGUGACAUCAAAAUAUGGUUGGAGUGCUAACAUGGAGAGAAUCAUGCAGUCUCAAACUUUGUCAGAUGCUAGCAAGCAAGCAUACAUGCGUGGCAAGAGGGUUCUUGAGAUCAAUCCUAGGCACCCUAUUAUCAAGGAACUCAGAGAGAGAGUAGUUAAGAACCCUGAGGAUGAGAGUGUGAAGCAAACAGCACAGCUGAUGUACCAGACUGCACUCUUUGAAAGUGGCUUCCUGCUUAAUGAUCCCAAGGAUUUUGCUUCCCGGAUUUAUGAUUCAGUGAAGUCUAGCUUAGAGAUCAGUCCUGAUGCAACAGUUGAAGAGGAAGAUGACACUGAAGUUGAGGCUGAAAGUGAAACAAAAGAAGAUGCAUCUACUUCAGAACCUGCAGGUGAUGCGGUUAAUGAUGCUGAUGCUGAUGUCAAGGACGAGUUGUAGAUUGCAAGUUUCCCAUCAACUUUAAACUGAUGCUGCUGUUGGUUGCCUAUGUUUCUUGGUUCAGCCUUCAGAAAGACUGUAAAAGCACGCUAAAUUUUGUUUCCCUGUGUUGUUAAAGAAGAACGUACGUUAGUCUUAAGUAUUAACUUAAUGAAUUUUGCCCGAGCACAUUAGUCUUAA
Molecule: messenger RNA, 2731 nt
Organism: Lotus japonicus
Lineage: Eukaryota; Viridiplantae; Streptophyta; Magnoliopsida; Fabales; Fabaceae
Product: endoplasmin homolog
Exons: 15
Coding region: 89-2551 (820 amino acids)
Biological process (GO): protein folding
Molecular function (GO): ATP binding; ATP hydrolysis activity; ATP-dependent protein folding chaperone
Source: RefSeq, a predicted model, not a curated record